Aedes aegypti (yellow fever mosquito) is the source of this 2887-nucleotide messenger RNA. RefSeq names its product probable cytochrome P450 6a14. The record is from RefSeq and is a predicted model, not a curated record. The transcript has 3 exons. Bases 448 to 1929 code for a protein of 493 amino acids. Lineage: Eukaryota; Metazoa; Arthropoda; Insecta; Diptera; Culicidae. Gene Ontology annotation, molecular function: heme binding; oxidoreductase activity, acting on paired donors, with incorporation or reduction of molecular oxygen; iron ion binding.
AAUUAAAACAAAUCGUAUCAAAAAUCUUAUUUGAUGUUUGUUUGAUUAUGUUUUCUCAUUCCAGUAUAGUCAGCGUAAUAGUAACAGUACUAUCUCCAAAGAGAUAACCGAUAGCAGCUGAGAUAAGAUAUUUGGCGGUUGAUUUUUAUUAGAAUCGCGAUAAUCUGUCCUUUUCUGUGUCUCGCGGCACAGUAUGAGUGGACUGAAAGUGUUUGGCAAAUAAAUUGCCAUCAAUGUUUGUUUGGAAGUAACAGUACGGCUUAUGGAUGGAGAGCCGUGAGGCGUAGAUAUGAACACACAUUCAAAUCAAUUCAAGCAAACUAAUCUUCGACCGGAUAGCAUCCAGUCACGUUUGGUUCUUCGUUGCGAUAGGACCUAAUCUGUUUCGAUAUUGUAUCGCUUAACUUAAACUGUACCCAGUUAGUGAUCCAAAACCUUCGGUCGAACAUGGAAGUCAUCACGAUAACGCUAUUAACGAUCUUAGUUCUUCUGAUAGCAUACGCUUCGCACCUUCUUCGGAGACAAAUACGCUUUUUCAAGGACCGUAAUGUACCGCACAUACCAGCGAGCUUCGAACUAUUGGAUAAGACAAUCCAUCCGGCAAAGCACUUUUUGCGAUGGUACAAGCAGUUCAAAGGCCAGUAUCCGUUGACCGGAGUGAUCAUGUUCAUCAAACCAAUCGCCAUUCCGCUGGAUUUGGACCUGAUAAAGCGUAUCUUGGUGAAGGAUUUUCAAUACUUUCAAAAUCGCGGCAUAUACUACAACGAGAGAGACGAUCCUCUUUCCGCGCAUCUGUUCAGUCUGGAGGGAGCUAAAUGGAGGAGCUUGAGAGCGAAAAUUUCACCCACCUUCACGUCCGGUAAAAUGAAGAUGAUGUAUCCAACGAUGGUUGCCGCGGGGAAGCAAUUCAGCGAAUAUCUAGAAGAAAAAGUAGAAGAUGGAAACGAAUUGGAAAUGCGGGAUUUAUUGGCACGAUUUACGACAGAUAUGAUCGGCACGUGUGCAUUUGGAAUAGAGUGCAACUCGAUGAAGGAACCGAAUUCGAAGUUCCGGGAGAUGGGUCGCAAACAUUUUGAAGCACCACGUAAUGCCUUGAAAGAUGCUUUUAAAAUGACCGCUCCUGGAUUGGCACGGUUUUUAAGAGUAACCGAAAUUCUACCCGACGUUUCCGAGUUCUUCAUGGACGUCGUAAAGAGCACCGUCGAAUAUCGAAUGAAGAACAACGUUAGGCGCAACGAUUUCAUGGAUCUGUUGAUCGCAAUGCUGGAUGAUAAAACUGAAGGAUCUGAAAGUCUUACGAUCAAUGAAAUAGCAGCACAAGCGUAUGUUUUCUUCAUUGCUGGUUUUGAAACGUCUUCAACUACCAUGACAUGGGCCUUGCAUGAGCUUUCACGUAAUCCGGAUAUUCAAGAAGAGGGAAGAAAAUGCGUCCAAGAAGUGCUGGAAAAGUAUAACGGUGUGAUGAGCUACGAAGCUAUAAUGGAAAUGACGUACAUCGAUCAAAUCAUCAACGAAACCCUUCGCCUGUAUCCACCGGUUCCGAUGCAUUUCCGUGUGGUUUCCAAAGACUACCACGUUCCCGAAACGGAUACGAUUCUUCCAGCUGGAACUUUUACGAUGAUUCCGGUCUACGCGAUUCACCACGAUGAAGACAUCUUCCCAGAGCCGGAGAAAUUCGACCCAACACGGUUCACUCCUGAAGAGGUCAACAAAAGGCACGCCUUCGCAUGGACACCAUUUGGCGAAGGGCCACGAGUCUGCAUCGGAUUGCGGUUCGGAAUGAUGCAAGCUCGCAUUGGUUUGGCACUGAUGCUGAAAAAUCUUCGCUUUUCGCCUGGGCCCAAAACGUGCACUGAAAUGGAGUUUCAACCUCAAAACUUUAUUCUUUCGCCCAAAGAGGGACUUUGGCUGAAUGUCGAGAAAAUCUAAGGGGAAGAAUAUACAUUAUUUGAUCAAACAUUAAUUGGAACCGUAUAACAGUUACUAGUGUAGUCGUUAUUAACGUAAGAACAGUGGGGGAGUGGCAUGGGAAUUUAGGGAACUGGCGUUUUAAGACAUGACAUUCGAGGAAACGUAGUAUGACCCUGUUGUACAUACAAAGACGUACAUAGAAAGACACAUCAAUGGAACGAAAAUCGGUUUCAAAUAUCCAGUGAAUCUUGGAUAAUGCCUGCACAUUUUCGGGUGUAGGUCGUUAGGCAGAAUUUCGUUAGGCUGAAAGCCAUUAAGCCGAAUGCCGUUAGGCCGAAAUAACAUUUGAUCAUUUACAUACUACUAUUUCAAAUGGCUAACACAUGCAGCAGUGUUUUUUCCUUCUUUUAAUCAAAGGAUGUUCUUUCUAGUUAAUUUCACAACGGUUAUUGGGGGCUUCUAGGUAAUGCAAAUUAUCCAAAUCUAACAACUAAUAAACUAUUCGACCUGAACAUUCAUCAGGCGGAUUCUAGAUUAUGCAAAUUAACCUGACCUAUCCCGGUUAAUUACCCAUUCGACCUAACGGUUCAUUAGAACUAUCAGCCAUCUUCGGCAUAAUGACCCUUUUGGCCUAACGACCCUUUCGGCCUAACGGCAUUCGGCCUAACGGGAUAAAACCCAUUUUCAGGAUUGAUAGAAAUUGAAAGAAUACAUAAGUUUGAAUUCUUUAACGAAGAAUUUUUAGAAGAGGAAUCUUUGAUUAUAGAAAUUUUUGCAUAAUACAUGAAAUAAUGUUUGAUACUACACAUUAUAGAAUGUAUAAGAAUGUAUAAAAAAUUCUAGACAUUAUGGAAGAAACAGGAUUUACAGGUAGAGUCACUAGUGUCUCCUGAAGACCGUUUGGAAUUCCUCAACGUAUUCCCUUAAGAAUUUGACCAUAUCAAAUACGUUCAUUAAACGAAACUACUCAAAACUU